Messenger RNA from Cylicocyclus nassatus, 447 nucleotides. The record is from the annotation of a GenBank genome assembly. NCBI's taxonomy places the organism in Eukaryota, Metazoa, Nematoda, Chromadorea, Rhabditida, Strongylidae.
AUGAAAAAAUGCAAGAGAUAUGAGAUAGAUUACAAGGAGAUGACUGGCGAAGAAUUGAACAUUGACGUGAUAGAUCAUUCCUUAGCAGGAAGUAGAUUGCAAGCGUUAAGAGUGGCUAUCUAUAAGUGGUGGUAUACGGUAAAAGAGCACGAUCCAAUCAGAGGACUUGUGUUCACAAAAGAUUUGAUGAACAAAACUAUCAAGACUUUUACACGGAUGGCUUGGGACACCACGUCACAUCUUGGUUGUUAUGUGCGGAAUUGCAGUGACGGCUAUCACGUGUCCUGUGUAGGUAACAUCGUGGACGAUUUGAUCUACGAAAAAGGCAGAACAUGCAGCCUAUGUAGAUAUUUCGAUUUGGCAUGCGGCCAAGAAACACGACUUUGUAUCGAGAAGAAGAAAACAUCAAAACGAUUUGGUACUACAGCAUUAACCCGUCCUCGCUGA